This is a messenger RNA of Cladophialophora yegresii CBS 114405, 2166 nucleotides long. RefSeq lists its product as uncharacterized. The record is from RefSeq and is a predicted model, not a curated record. Lineage: Eukaryota; Fungi; Ascomycota; Eurotiomycetes; Chaetothyriales; Herpotrichiellaceae. The coding region runs from base 1 to 2166 and encodes 721 amino acids. The transcript has a single exon.
AUGGCCACAUGGAGGAUACCGGAACUGGACGGCAUCAGCACAGUAAUUCCGAACAGAGGACGAGCUGAGUCCCCUGUCCGUGGGUCAAUAGCCCGCGCAGCUCAAUCAUCAGAGAUCCUCCGUCCCUCCCUCGCACGUACCUUUAUUCGCACCUCGCCUCCUCAUGAAGUCUUGGACAACGGCAGCAGUCGACAUCCUCGGGUUGAGCUAUCAAUCAGUCUGCCCUCUCCACUAUGUGUAGGAGGAGGUGCCGUGGAGGGACAAUUGACCAUUCAGGUUGAUGGCGGAGUUGCACGGAAACCGAAGACUAAGCCAAUGUAUAUCACGAGGGCUUGUGUGGAUGUCAUCGGCGUGGAAGAGAUAUCUGACGGUCGUCGUUGGGUUUUCCUGUCCCUCGCUACGGAAUUGUUCGACAAGGAAAAUCCACCUCCACCUUCGUUAGUCACCUCUCAGCAUCCAGAGCCUGGCCCUGAUUUGUGGUGGGAGAUGAAACCAGCGACGUCAGUCAUCCCGUUCUGCGUCAAUCUACCUCUGAAACUAGGUCCACCUCCUUAUUCCUCAAAGCAAGCUUCGAUCCGAUAUCUCCUCUGCCCUUCAAUCGUGGUCAAAACCGGAGAUAAGCGAAUUGUCAUUAGACAGACGUGGAAAGUACAAAUGCUUACGGUGCAUGACCCAGAAAAGGCACUGGCAAGCCUCCCAAGUCCUCUUCUGGCCACAGAUACACUGUAUCUGGCACGGGAGCCAGAUGUCCAGACAGUCAAGCUGACUGCGGGCCUGCAUCGCCAAACGUGGGUCAAUGGCGGCAUGAUUUUCAUUGAUGUCCACGUCGCCAACACUACGGCAAAGGCAGUCAAGAAAAUCGAGGUUCAGCUGGAGAAGUCGACGCUAUGGUACAUUCACGCCCCUGCAGGAACUGCAGAGAAAAGCGCGAACUACCUCCGCCUUCCUAAGCGAACAGACACCGACGUCGUCAGUGGAACAACUUUGAAGAGGUCGCCUGCUUGGCGUGGCGUGCCAGCGCAUUCCUCAGAUGUCCGGACUAUCGAGCUUGAAGCUCCACGCGGACAUGUCACGAUCAGCACUGGGCGCUUCUUUGAGGUCAGAUACUUCGUCAACGUCGUCCUGACGCUCAAGAUGUUCAAGACGGUUGCGGUGCAACUACCUGUUACAAUCAUACCCAUCAAUUCUUUGGAUAUCCCACCCAACUCUCUUGCGCAGGUCGCUGCUUCUAUCGAAGCUAAGAGAGCCAAAACGGUACCGGUGCCACCUAGUGGGCCCAGUCACGCUACUUUUUAUCAAGGUCAAGCUUUCGAGAUCCCUGUGCGGCGGUCCAUUGAGCGUGCAAGACAGGAGGCGUCACUCCCGUCGGUUGAUCUUCGCAAUCUCACGAACGAUGUUGACAAGUCUCCUCGCCGGUCGCAUCAUGUUCAUCGACAUUGCCGAGAUGGGCUGCUUGAUUCGACAACAGAUGAAAACAUGGCGCCAGGGCGUCAUAGCAGGGCAUUGUCCUCUCACCAUCACCUCUCCAGACAUGCAAGCUGUUAUCACUGCCAUAUUGCGCCAGAGAACAAUACCCCUGCACAGCGACAAGGCCUGCGGCUGCCCAGGCUCCAAGUUUCGACCUCCGGUCUCGGCUUCUCCGAGUCCGAUUUCGAGAUUCCUCCUGAUUCCCCUCCUCGCAAGGUCAUGCUAAGCGAGGAGGAGCGCAACAUGAUCAACCGCCAAAGGGAGCUCCAGAACCGGCAGCAACUGGUUCAACGGAAGCAGAAGAGGCCAAGCGGAGAGAUCAAGCGAGGAGACGGACGGCGGAUGUCCAAAGAUCUUCCUGGCUACAACAACGUGGUCGCGAAUCCUAAUGUUGGUCCCAAACUGUCCGAUGUCGGAAAUUUUAGUGCGGCAGCUUUAGGAUGCCGAAGUACAAGCACGAAGCUGAAGGAUCCGUGGGUUCCGCCCAAUGGGUCCGCAGUCAUGAGAUCAAGAUCGAAGACAAGCCCAGAGGGACCGAGAUAUCGACCAAGCAUCAGCAAGCCGCGGCGGAGGUCGAGCCCGGACAGACAUGUGCGCGCGCGUGGAUCGGUCGAUGCUGAUGGCCCGGCGUAUGCUCCACCUCCACGCAGAAUCAGCAAGGACGUGAGUCGCAGAGGAAGUCUGGAUCAGCUCUUCUGA